AUGGCUGAAGGCCAACUUGAAGGGGGUUCACUUGACUCACCGGAAAACAGACCCUCAAUAUUUCUGCAAGAGGAUCACUUCAGAAUGCCUUCAGAAUCGAACUUACCGAGUGCAGCGCCUGGGCAGAGCCACGUCCCUUCACUUGAGGGCAUCAGUGCAAGACUUACAUCGCCAGCUGAUUCGCUCAUUCGCAAACCUCCUGCUACAGAUCUACCCAGUAAGCCUUCCACUGAGCAGAUUGAAACACCGUGCGAUCGCACAGAACAGAGCAACAUGGAAGCUCAAGAGACAUCGCCUUUUGAUGAUGCGACAGAUUUCCGCAAUAAUGAGCCCCAGACGAUUGCCAGCCCAGAUAUGGCCCCUCGAAAUGAAGUCGACAAAGACGAUUCUAAAUACACCGCAGACCCCUGCGAUGGUAAACUGCAGCAGCAGAUUUCAUUCGAAGAACCUCAAAACUCACACUAUAUUAUUCUAGACUAUCUCAGCUUCAAGACUUUGUCUUUCACCUGGGCUGAUACCUAUGAUACGAAAGAUUUCGGCCGCCUCUCUACUAUCCUGGCCCCUGCGUUGCGCAUCGACUACAGCAUUGUUGCAUCAACUCUUCCCAAAGUGGAGCGAAUGCCGGCAGACGACUUUUUGGCAUUCGUGUCAUCUCCUUAUUUCUUAGGAGAUCCCUUGAUACACACCCAGCACUUGCUCGGAGCCUCCAAAUUUGAAAGAAUUAGCGAGGACGAAGUGUUGGGCUCGUGGCAAAUCCGGGCUGCGCACCAAAGAUAUGAUCAGACUGGCAGGGUAGAAUGCAAUGGACAUGGCCAUGCAAUGGUUGAGCAUUGGUACAAGAAAGUUCUAGAUGGCGCUGAAAUGGUUUGGAAAUUGGCGGGAGUCCGACCUAACGUGCGGUGGAACGAGGGAAACUUCGAAAAGAUCUUUCGAGGUCCAGUGUGA
Molecule: messenger RNA, 945 nt
Organism: Bacidia gigantensis
Lineage: Eukaryota; Fungi; Ascomycota; Lecanoromycetes; Lecanorales; Ramalinaceae
Exons: 3
Coding region: 1-945 (314 amino acids)
Biological process (GO): melanin metabolic process
Molecular function (GO): scytalone dehydratase activity
Source: RefSeq, a predicted model, not a curated record